AUGGUGAACUUCAAAGCCGAGAGUGAAGCGCAUUCGGAUGAUGUGAUGUAUAUGUUCGCUUUUAUUUGUGCAAUCGUCCGAGGAAUAAUACUAAGGUUAAACGUCCUCAAGCUGGGCAAUCUUCUUCACACCAUGGAAAACAUUGACGUUCCACGGGUAAAACAGAAAUUAAAAGUGAACGCGGAAAUUGCAAAGACUCAAAAGAUACUAAACCGAAUUGUGGCGCUGUCGUUUUCACUUCCAACUGUAGCUGUACUAUUAACAACUAUACUAUGGUGCGCUAAAAAGGAACAUUCGAAUCAUUUACCAUUUGCUAAGCAUCCUCAAUGGGCGUUAAACUUUACCUACAUUGGGUCUCUAACUUUCCAAGUUGUGUCAUUUGAACUUACAGGUACUGAAAAUGUUAAUGUUGACUGUCUACUUGUUUGCAUGUGGAGUCUUCUCAUAACGCACUGUCGCAAUGUUCCGCAAUAUUUUUAUAAUCUUACGGGGAACAGUAUUGAAGAUUUUUCUGAUGUUGAACAUUUGGAUGCGAAUUCUGUGCAAUACACAGACGUUCCUUUGGAGUACUUCCUCAGGAAUCUAAAAGAAGCGAUCGAGUAUCACGUAAAAAUUAUGGAAGUUGUUAAGGAAAUUGAGGACAUUUUCCACAACGUCCUUCUACUUAGUUUCACAAUGAACAGCAUAGUGACUUGCUUCUUAAUCUUUCGUAUUACUAAUGUGCCACUAUUCAGCCUCACCUUUUGGAAUAUGUUGCUGUACCUCAGUGCAACUUUAGAUUUAUUUUUCUUGCAAUGUUGUCUGCUCCAGAAGUUAAUCGAUGAAUCUUGCAAAAUAUCGGACGCCUGUUUUAAAGCGUAUUGUCCUGGCAUUGAUAUUCGUAUACAAAAAGCGCUGAUGAUUGUUAUGAGCCAAUCUCAAAAUCGGCCUGUUCGUGUAACAAUUGGAAAAUUUGUCGCAAUUUCUCAUGCUACAAUUAUUACUAUUAUAAGAGUAAUUUACUCGUUUUUGAUGUUGCUACUUCGUCUGAAAGCACAGCAGCAACAUUCAAUGAAGUCUUAA
This is a messenger RNA of Photinus pyralis (common eastern firefly), 1062 nucleotides long. Its product is annotated as putative odorant receptor 92a. Bases 1 to 1062 code for a protein of 353 amino acids. Gene Ontology annotation, cellular component: plasma membrane. Gene Ontology annotation, biological process: sensory perception of smell; detection of chemical stimulus involved in sensory perception of smell. The transcript is spliced from 6 exons. Lineage: Eukaryota; Metazoa; Arthropoda; Insecta; Coleoptera; Lampyridae. Gene Ontology annotation, molecular function: olfactory receptor activity; odorant binding. The record is from RefSeq and is a predicted model, not a curated record.